UCCAACGCUGCUAUUGUGGCCUGCCUUUCCCCCACUUAGCCAGACAAGAUGGAGCUGCGGCAGCAAGAGAGGAAGGGGCGAGCGUCUGUUCUGCCUGGCACUGGCUUGCAGAGCGAGAAGAGGGCACAGAUGAUCGAUCUGUGACACCAGUGUAGUCACUGUGAUGAUGAACAGUCAGAGAAAGCCCUCCCGCAGGGGCUGCGUGGACAUCACCAUUACGUCUCCAACCCCGAGGAGAUUGACGCCGUGGGAAUCCCUGCCCCUGCGCCGCUGGGUCCUCGCUCAUUUCCUCAGGAUACUUCUGCCACCCAACGUCCAGCUCCAUCCCUCGAGUCAUCCGCAGCCGAUGAAACACACAAGACUCCUCAACCACUGGAUGUUCUUGCUUUGUACAGGAUUAUUUUUACUCCGUAAGGACAUCAUCUCACCUGCAGAUGGGAAGCAGCGGGAUGGACGGCAGUACGGGACAGUUAUGUAGCCCAAAUUGAGGAAGGGGAGCCGUUGGAUUGUCUACAGGUUCAGUGUGGUGAACUGAACCCUCGGAUGUUGCAGAUUUUGGUGUGUACCAAUCACCCACCCAACAUCUGAGGCUUCUGGUCUCAAGGUGACUGAGGGGGGACUCGCCAUGCCUGAGAUGCAGACCUUCUAUUACGCCAUGCGUCGGCCCCCGAGCCUCUACCUGGACGCGACACGUUCACGGCGGCAGAACUUUGAAGAUCAGGUGGAGUUCUGGUGGUUCAGGGAGCCACGGCGCUCCUUGUUCUGCUACUGUGCAUCAGUCGCUCUCAUCGUGGGGUUGGGCCUUGGCGGCGUGGGCCUCCUGUCCUCCACCAACAGCUUGUCCGGGGAAUGGCGCCUGGGGGUGGGCACCACCCUCUGCCUCUUGGCUCUCGCUGUGCUGCUCAAGCAGCUCCUCAGCUCCGCCAUCCAGGACAUGAACUGCGUGCACAACCGGCGCUGCAUCGAGCUGCUGAAGAGCGGCGGGAGGGCCGACCCGGCGCUGAUGUUAGCCGUCGGGCUGGCAGUGGUGCUGUGCGGGUCGGCGCUGCUCUGCGUGGCCACAAUCGGCAGCCGGAGUUACGACAGCAGAGAAAUGCUGGUGUCUGGGAUCGUGCUGGUGGCGACGGGGGCGGUAACGUCUCUAGCUGUGGUCGGCUACAGCAUACUCUUAUACCUCAUGAGAAGAAGGGAGCAGAGGAGGAGGAGGAGGAUGAGCGGGAGCAGGGCGAGGAGACUGGGGAGCCGAGGCGUCAGAGCGUUCAGUGUUCCAGGUGGACAGAUGGCUCAAGCGAGGAGAGAGGCUUCCACCAGCAGGAUCAGUCUGAUCUGAAGGAAAUGAACCGGCAGAGUUAGUUAAAGAAACAUUUUAAUACCUCAUGCAUACCUUUUGGCUUUACCCCUCAUUAAACAACUUUUGGACAGAGAUUUUCCACUCCCUAUCAAAGAUAGUGGGGCAGAGAGUGGAACUUACUCCUUUAGGAGCCUUGUUUGGGGUUUUCCCCUCAUUGCCCACUCUUUCCAAAUCGGAGAGGGAUGUUUUGGCUUUUGUUACAUUAUUGGCUAGGAGGUUGAUAGUGAUAGAUUGGAAGAGUCCCCCCCCUCCCACACCCACUGGAUAAGGGAUAUUUUAUAUAGUCUUAAACUGGAGAAGAUCAGAUUCUCCCUUAAUGGCUCUGUAGACAAAUUUUGGAGGGCCUGGGGUCCAUUCUUCACCUUUGUACGAAGUCUGGAUCCUACUCUGUUGGCGGACAGGUGAGGUCCGGUGGAAUGGUGGCUUUAUAAACUUGUGCUAGGGGUGGGGCGCUGCGGCGCGGGUCACGGUAAAUCUUAUAUGUAAUACUUCUGGACUGAUGUUUGCUUUUGUAUUUGUUAUUACUAUUAUUUUUUAAUUUGGCAUACAGUAUGUCCUAUAUGUUAUGUUUUUGUUUUGGUCUCUGAUGUUG
Molecule: messenger RNA, 1943 nt
Organism: Cololabis saira (Pacific saury)
Lineage: Eukaryota; Metazoa; Chordata; Actinopteri; Beloniformes; Belonidae
Gene: tmem125b
Product: transmembrane protein 125b
Exons: 1
Coding region: 626-1330 (234 amino acids)
Source: RefSeq, a predicted model, not a curated record